Molecule: messenger RNA, 1067 nt
Organism: Leptopilina boulardi
Lineage: Eukaryota; Metazoa; Arthropoda; Insecta; Hymenoptera; Figitidae
Gene: eca
Product: transmembrane emp24 domain-containing protein eca
Exons: 4
Coding region: 138-788 (216 amino acids)
Biological process (GO): Golgi organization; endoplasmic reticulum to Golgi vesicle-mediated transport; intracellular protein transport
Cellular component (GO): endoplasmic reticulum-Golgi intermediate compartment; Golgi apparatus; endoplasmic reticulum
Source: RefSeq, a predicted model, not a curated record
AUAAUUUCUAAAGCUGACGUGGGAGAAUUAUUUGGCAUGUGUGAAUUGUUUCAAUUAAUUUCCCAAGCAAUAUUAUAUUUAAAAUAAGGCCAAUAUUAAAUAGUUUAUAAAAAAAAAUUACCUUCCAAAAUUAAAAAAUGUUGAAAUAUUUGUGUUAUUUCCUAGUGCUUAGUGUAGUUUUUGAAUAUUCCUUAGGACUUUACUUCCACAUCGGUGAAACCGAAAGAAAAUGUUUUAUAGAAGAAAUUCCAGAUGAAACUGCAAUUUUAGUGAACUAUAAAGUGGAAUUAUAUGAUCCACGUAGUCAGGGAUUUAUGCCAAGUAGUCCUGGAAUUGGAAUGCACGUAGAAGUUCGAGAUCCGGAUGAUAAAACAAUUCUUUCGAGAGUUUAUAGUUCCGAAGGACGAAUUUCAUUUACGUCACAAACACCAGGAGAACAUGUUAUUUGCUUAUAUUCAAAUAGCACUGCCUGGUUCAGUGGAACUCAAUUGAGAGUUCAUCUCGAUAUUCAAGUUGGAGAACACGCUAUUGAUUAUGCAAAUGUAGCUCAAAAGGAAAAAUUGACAGAACUUCAACUUAGAAUUCGACAACUCUAUGAUCAAGUUGAUGCAAUUACAAAGGAGCAAAAUUAUCAGAGGUAUCGAGAGGACAGAUUCCGUCAAACAUCAGAGAGUACAAAUCGCCGAGUACUUUGGUGGUCUCUUAUUCAAACUGCUAUUUUAUUAAUAAUGGGUGCAUGGCAAAUGAAGCAUUUGAAGAGCUUCUUUGAAGCUAAAAAAUUAGUGUAGAUAUUUAAAUGGUGAUGAAUGUGUACAGAUUUGAUAAUUCAAAAUUUGUAUGUGACUUAAAAUCUGAAAAAAAAGAAAGAAAUUUCUCUUGUACAGCUUAUAAAAUAAUAUUUUUAACUGUAAGCGUGAAUUAUGUAUCGAAGACAAAAGUCUUCUUUUUCUAUUAUAAAUGUUUUUCGAUUUAAUUCUAAAACUUUCUUACAGUCAAGAUACUAUAAUUAACAAUAGUGAUAAUUUAUAAAGAUAAAAUACUAUUUAAAUAAAAAAAGAUUUAAAUAA